This is a messenger RNA of Mytilus trossulus (common blue mussel), 1155 nucleotides long. RefSeq names its product polycystin-2-like. The transcript has a single exon. Bases 1 to 1155 code for a protein of 384 amino acids. Gene Ontology annotation, molecular function: calcium ion binding; calcium channel activity. The record is from RefSeq and is a predicted model, not a curated record. NCBI's taxonomy places the organism in Eukaryota, Metazoa, Mollusca, Bivalvia, Mytilida, Mytilidae. Gene Ontology annotation, cellular component: membrane. Gene Ontology annotation, biological process: detection of mechanical stimulus.
AUGAAAUGUACAUCUACAUUGAAUACGAUAAAUGAUGACAAUGACAAUUACAACAAAUCGUGGCAGAUUCAGUCACAACUACUACCAUCCACUGAUGAAUGGUCCUUCCAAAAUGCUUGGGACUUAGAGUCUGUACCAUAUCUAGGCGAGCGGUCAAUAUAUGGUGGGGGAGGCUACUUGGUUGACCUGAACACAGGUCCUUCAUCUAUUCUAAAAAUUUCAGAGCUAAUGCUUAAGUCAUGGAUUGACACACGAACAAGAGCUUUUUUCAUAGAAUUUGUCUUGUAUAAUCCCAAUGUUAACAUGUAUAGUUCAGUUAUGAUAGUGUUUGAGUAUAGCAGUCCUGGCACAGUAACGACAUCAUUUCAGAUAUACACAACACCUCUAUCCCACUACUCCACUAGUAAAGAAAUUACAAGUUUGGUAUUUGAGAUAGUAUUUUUUCUUUUGACGAUCUUCGUGUCUUAUAUUGAGAUCAAAAAGAUAAGACUGGUCGGAUUGAAAACGUACUUUAAACGGUUUUGGAAUAAACUUUCCUUGUUGAUGUUAAUAUUGUGCUAUACUUCAAUGGCGAUUUUUAUAGAAAGAUUUAGAAUGAUAACACACAUUAUCCGGCAGUAUAGAAGUGAUGGUAAAGACAGUUACAUUAAUUUUAGUCUUGCAAUCCUAUGGGAUUGCAUAUUAUUUUACAUUUUGGCUUUUUUAACCGUAAUUACAAUGAUAAAACUACUGAAACUUUUAAUGCUGAAUCAGAAAUUGAAAUACCUAUUUUCAUUGAUGGAACAUGUUAAAAAAACGUUAAAAUAUUUCUUUUUUAUCUAUGUUAUUUCAUUGUUAGCGUUUGCAUGUUGUGGACAUUUGUUAUUUGGCGCUUCAUUAGCUGGUUAUAGAUCAUUCGGAGACAGUUUGUUGGUCCUUAUAGAAUGUACUUUCAGGAUAGUCAAUUAUAAUCAAUAUCUUGAUUUUCAUCCACAAUUAGGUCCUCUUUUUAUACUUUUGUUCAUAUUUAUUUUUGUAUUUGGAUUAAUGAAUAUGUUUACUGUCAUUGUAAUGAAUGCACAGAAAUCCUUAAGACAAAAAGGAGUAAAACAUGAUGACCAGCUAACGUUAAUGGUAAAGUACUUUGUGCACAGCAUUAGAAGAAUGUUCCGAUAA